AAGAAUUCAAAGAAAGCUUUGUCCUUAAAAAACGAAGGGACCCACUAUUCUUGCGAUGACAUAUGGUCAUGUGGUCAUCUGCUUCUCUCAUCCUCUCUUGGUUCUCUUUUUAUAUUUAUGAUAUGACAUGAUCGUCAUCAGAUUAAGCUGGGCUUUCUCUGCUGGUGUGGUUGAUCAUCAACAGCAUAGACAAAACUCAAAGUUUUCAAUGAUUGAAUAGAUUUACACCAUUAUACAUGGAUGAAUAUUCUGGUAAGAGAGCUGUUGAUGGGGUGGUUAUCUCUAGAAAGGGAUCUGCCGUGGCGUUGAGAGAUACUGCGAGUAGUAGAGAUCGAAAUGCUCAAUUCUGCAGCCGAAUUGGAUGCAGUGGCAGACCCAACUCGUUGAAAGGUACCCAAGUGAUUGGCUCAGAAAAAGGAAAAUCUUCAAGGCCCUCAUUUAGGUUUUCUUCUAAUGGCAAGGAGAUAUUAGGAAGUACAUCGAGGGCUUUUUCUGCAACCAACACCUCAAAAAAGUCCCUUACUGAAACUCGAAAGAGGCUGACCACUCAGCUUGAAACAGAUUCAUCUGAAUCUAGUAGUGUACAGGAUGAACCUGAAAUACCUGAUUCUCGAAGUCCUCUUGAAAAAACUCAAAGAGAACUCCAACCUGGUUCUGAAAGUGCUGAAUCUAGUGAGGUUACAUCAGUUGAAUUGGGAAGCUCAAGUGUAUCAUCAAAUACAAGAUCUAGGAAAAACUUUCGUCAAAGAUUGGGAUUGGCAAAUCCAGAUAGUCCAUUAGGUCCCUCUGUUUCUUCAGCACCUAGAAGCACUAGCAACAAUGCCCGUGCUAAUGCGAGUAGAUAUGGUAUGAAAAAUUUUAAAUGCAGUUCCAUAGCUGAUGUCAUACCUUCCAAUUGUUCGUCAUCAGAAUCUAAUGCUAGUAGAAAGAAAGACCCAUUGAAAAAGAGAAAUUGUGAAGGAGAAAGUAGUUCCUCGGCCAGGGGAAAGAAGAUGACAGGGUCAUCAGCGGAGGGGCAGAAUUCUAUACCAAGCCAUGGCAUAUCUAUCUCAGAUUCAAGGCAGGCCAGAAAUUUCCCUGCUAACAGGGAUAAUGGGAUUCCAUCAGUUAGGAAUCGUAGAUCUUUCAAUGGUUACACCAGGACAAGAGUUGCCAGUCAAGAAAAUAGAAACUGUUCCUCACAAAAUGAGUUCCCUCUUGUUCCUCAACAAAUGCCACAGUCAGAUAUAACCAUCGACUUCAAUGAUCCUAGCUCUUCGCACCAGUUUUCUUUGGAGACCUUCUCAAGUCUCUCAAGCUCUUAUGGUCGACUGGGAAAUAGCAGUGAGUAUAUGAGAGGUAUUAGGCCCGCCAGUCCAGCAGAAGGUGGAAGUUCGCGAUCUUUGAUCAAUCGAGAGAGCUUCCGACGCUACAAUAUGGAUGGAAUUGCAGAGCAGGUGUUACUGGCACUUGAGAGGAUAGAGCAAGAUGAAGAACUCACGUAUGAGCAAUUACUGGUUCUGGAAACAAGCUUGUUCCUCAAUGGGCUUAACUUUUAUGACCAGCAUAGAGAAAUGAGACUGGAUAUCGAUAAUAUGUCGUAUGAGGAAUUAUUAGCCCUAGAAGAGAGAAUGGGUUCAGUUAGCACAGCAUUGACAGAGGAAGCAUUGUCUACAUGCCUUAAGACUAGCAUUUAUCAGUCAACAACUAUUGAGGAUGCAAUUACCGUCUGUGCUGGGGAAAAAAGUAAUGUCAAGUGCAGUAUUUGCCAGGAAGAGUACAUAGUUGGCGAUGAAGUGGGGAGGCUGCGAUGUGAGCAUAGGUAUCAUGCAACGUGCAUACAGCAAUGGUUGCGGCUGAAAAAUUGGUGCCCCAUCUGUAAGGCAGCAGCAGUACCCUCUCCAUCGGCAUCCACACCCCCAUGAAGUGUUGGGUGCAGGGCUGAUCUAUCACCUUGUAUAAAUUAAAUUUGUCCUUUGCAUCUUCUUCUUUUAUUUCUUCGUCUUGUACAUAACAAAUCUCAUCGAUUCAACUAAUAAGCCCACGCACUGUUGGCUCCAUGCCUCGUUUAUCUUAAAAAUGGUAAACUGUGAAUUGAUGAUUUGCUCACA
Molecule: messenger RNA, 2090 nt
Organism: Tripterygium wilfordii
Lineage: Eukaryota; Viridiplantae; Streptophyta; Magnoliopsida; Celastrales; Celastraceae
Product: E3 ubiquitin-protein ligase MBR2-like
Exons: 6
Coding region: 237-1904 (555 amino acids)
Molecular function (GO): ubiquitin protein ligase activity
Source: RefSeq, a predicted model, not a curated record